Messenger RNA from Gopherus flavomarginatus (Mexican gopher tortoise), 1554 nucleotides. It is a transcript of the gene ATP6V1C2, whose product is annotated as ATPase H+ transporting V1 subunit C2. Gene Ontology annotation, molecular function: proton-transporting ATPase activity, rotational mechanism. The transcript is spliced from 14 exons. The record is from RefSeq and is a predicted model, not a curated record. Gene Ontology annotation, biological process: proton transmembrane transport. NCBI's taxonomy places the organism in Eukaryota, Metazoa, Chordata, Testudines, Testudinidae. Bases 174 to 1352 code for a protein of 392 amino acids. Gene Ontology annotation, cellular component: vacuolar proton-transporting V-type ATPase, V1 domain; lysosomal membrane.
AGCAGUGUCUGACACUACGCCUGAAACUCUUCACUCCCUCGCAAGCUGCACCGCACAGCUAGUUCAGAACAAGCCAUCGUUCUCACCAGCAGGGGCUCAGAGCAUCAGCGUCUCUUCUCUCAUGGAAUGAAAACUUCCAUCCAGCACAAGGAGUGAAGAGAAAGAUAAAAAGCAUGUCGGAGUUCUGGUUAAUUUCUGCACCGGGGGAUAAAGUAAAUCUGCAAGCCCUGGAGAGGAUGAACACAGUGACAUCCAAAGCCAACCUGUCCAGCAACAAUAAAUUCCUCAUCCCAGACCUCAAGGUGGGGACAUUGGAUGCUCUUGUUGGUCUCUCAGAUGAGUUGGGAAAACUUGAUAGCUUUGCUGAAAGCGUAAUAAAGAAAAUAGCACAGUACAUAGGAGAAGUUAUGGAGGACUCAAAAGAUAAAGUCCAGGAGAAUCUUCUGGCCAAUGGAGGACUGAAGAAUAAAAUGAAGUGUCUAAAGAUUGACCUGAUUAGUUACCUGACCCGGUUUGAGUGGGACAUGGCCAAAUAUCCCAUAAAGCAGCCACUGAAGAAUAUUUCAGAAGCAUUAGCAAAGCAAAUCACACAAAUAGAAACAGACCUGAAGUCCCGAACAGCAGCGUACAACAACAUCAAAGGAAAUUUGCAAAGCCUGGAAAGAAAAACUGUGGGAAAUCUGUUGACUCGUACUUUAGCUGAUAUAGUGAACAAAGAAGACUUUGUGCUGAAUUCAGAAUAUCUCAUCACUCUUCUCGUUGUAGUUCCAAAGUCGAACUAUGCACAGUGGCAAAAAACAUAUGAAUCCCUCUCUGAUAUGGUAGUGCCUCGAUCCACAAAAAUGAUUGCUGAGGACCCAGAGGGAGGACUCUUCACUGUGACACUGUUUAGAAAAGUAAUGGAUGAUUUCAAAGCCAAAGCCAGAGAAAACAGGUUCAUGGUCCGAGAAUUUUAUUUUGAUGAGAAAGAACUGAAAUGUGAAAAGGAAGAAAUAAUGAAAUUAGUUUCUGAUAAGAAACAACAAUAUGGGCCACUACUGCGCUGGCUGAAAGUGAACUUCAGUGAAGCGUUUGUGGCUUGGAUUCACGUGAAAGCCCUGAGAGUUUUUGUUGAAUCUGUCCUCAGGUAUGGCCUACCUGUGAAUUUCCAGGCAAUGCUGCUGCAGCCCAGCAAGAAGUCUGUAAAACGUCUGAGAGAUGUUCUUAAUGCCGUCUUCAAACAUCUGGAUGAAGUAGCAGCAGCAAGUAUAAUGGAUAUGAGUAUGGACAUUCCUGGUUUACAACUGAGCAAUCAAGAAUACUAUCCUUAUGUCUAUUUCAAGAUCGACCUCAGUCUUCUUGAUUACAGUUAAGAAUUAAAAUCAAGCUUGACUUACUCAUGUGCAAGUCCCCAGUGUCCCAGUAGAGUUAUGCUCUUCAGCCAUUAACAAUCAAAUUAAAAUGCAGGCACCUGCUCAGCUGGAUAAUUUUAUAAGAAUUCUUUUGCAUAUGUAGCACAGUAAUUUAAAAUUGUCAAUCUACUCCACUGUGAAAGUAAAGUGUUUUACUAUUUUA